This is a messenger RNA of Danaus plexippus (monarch butterfly), 2965 nucleotides long. RefSeq lists its product as uncharacterized. NCBI's taxonomy places the organism in Eukaryota, Metazoa, Arthropoda, Insecta, Lepidoptera, Nymphalidae. The record is from RefSeq and is a predicted model, not a curated record. The transcript is spliced from 19 exons. Bases 74 to 2944 code for a protein of 956 amino acids. Gene Ontology annotation, molecular function: protein binding.
AGGGUUUGUUUAAGAAAAAACUUGUAGAAGCCGAAAAAUAUAAUAUAAUUUAUUAAUUGGAAGUAUCAAGAAAAUGAAUGAAGAUGAUAAGAAUAUAAUAGAAGAAGAGGCUGAUGAUAUUCCGUCCAUUGACUUAAAUUUGAAAUCUAGAAAAUCUGUUAGAAUAUCUGAUUCAACCUUCAGAGUCUUACAAUAUGGCAGUGUUCUGAAAACCUGGAAAGAAAUCUCAAAAGUUAAUUAUUUGUCUGCUUUGUCAUUACAAACUGGAUCCAAAGAACAACACAUAUUCAGCUCAAACUUUCUCCCGAAAACACUUAUCAGUCUAGCUUUUGAUAUUCUGGACAAAAAAAGAAGAGACAGUUUCACUUCUGAAAAUUUUCCUAUCAUUAUAACACCACUGUUAAAUGAAGACCAAUUAUGGGGAUGUUUCUAUAACUUCUCCGAACUUUACGAUGAUAGUUAUUCCCCCGUGGUCAAAAUAAGAAAUAUAGAAGAUGUGCCACCACUAGAAGAGGGAAUUCUCACAAGGGACAUGGUCACUGCUUGUCUAAGUUAUUUGAAACGAACUCCAAUACUGGGAGACUUUGUCUAUAUAAAAUUAAAUUUAUCAUCCAAAAAAUUAGUAAACAUCGAGGUUUUACAACACUAUAAGUACCUAGUUUAUGUUGAUUUAUCAUGCAACUUUUUAAGCGAUCUAACGGUGCUCUCAAACCUACCAUAUUUACAAUACCUAAGCGUUGAUUACAAUAGACUGAAGUCAGUUCUAGAUUACAGCCCCGCUCAAUGGUUUUUAACAGAAGUGCACUUUAAGUACAAUAAUGUAAUGAACAUUCAGGAUUUAACUGAAUUUUGGUCGAUGACAGUGCUGGAUCUAUCACACAACAAUAUAAAGCAUAUUAGUGGACUUCAAAAUUUAAGAUAUCUCCGACGCCUCGAUUUAUCGUUUAAUCACAUACAAAGAUUAGAAAAUCUUAGUCAUCUUAGACUUGUGUGGUUGGAUAUAUCCAAUAACAAUAUAAGUAGUUUCGAAUUUGGACAUGAUGUGGGACUUUGGACGUUGCUUCACCUUGAAUACCUAAAUCUGAACGAAAACAAUCUAUCCUCAUUAAAGUUAUUUUCCGGGUGCACAAGAUUAAAGGAGCUCCAUGUUCGUAACAAUCAACUAAGCAUACUAUUGGAAUUAGCAGUAUACAUGAGAACAAUGCGGCGCCUGGGGUUGAUUGACCUGCGCUCGAAUCCCAUAUGUAAUGUUCCGGGUUACAAAGAUGUGGUCAUUAACACAUUUCCAGUACUACUAAAUUUAGACAACGAAGAUUUGGAUCCCAUCGAACAAAGAACGCUAAAAAUGAAUAUGACACCAGACAUACAAACGUUUGCUUCGCGACGUCUUUCACGUCUCCUGUACAUUGAACAGUUGUCCAGAGCUCGGGUAUCUAUGUACACUCCGCCAGCAGACAGCACAGAUGUACCAAUUGUUAUACUUGUGGGAUACGAAGCUGUUGGUAAAGGAACACUUGCCCGUCGUCUUGCGACAGAAUGCAGUUCAAACGUUGAACUAGCUCUACAACAUACAACUGCUUUCUAUCACCAAAUAGAUAACUACAUAGUUGUGUCUCGGAAAAAUUUUGAUGAAAUGCUGCUGGACGGCGAAUUUCUCACUUAUAGUGAAAUGGACGGCGAAUCAUAUGGACUAACUCGUGAACAAGCGUUUGUGAAAAAUGGUAAAGUAAAAAUCGUCACAAUGGAUCUUAUCGGUGCUUUGAUGCUGCAACUAAGGGGAUAUCGCCCUUAUUUGAUACUAACAUUUUGUCAUGACAAACGAUCACUGGCUCUUCGACAGCAAGAACGUAAGAUAAUACGAAACGCGGCAUACGAGAAACGCUUGUCUAUGGAUCCGCCUACGGAAUUGUCUACCUUGCAAGUUUUGCUGUCGGGAAGAAUUAUUAUCAAAGGAUUGCUUAAUGAAAUUGUUCAGAAUUUUUUAGAAUACUCAGAAUCCUCUGAAUUCUUACUUGAGUCUCAAUGUUCACUCUUGGACGUUGAAUUAAGACGAAAACAUAAAGAUGAAAAAAAGGUUGUAAGAGGCCUGGAUAGGAUCGCCUUAUCAAGAUCACUGAGUUCCACCUCGCUUCCUAGAGAAGAAGUCAAUAAAAGUCCUGCAGAUUCAAGUUUAUUUUCUUUAUACAACCAACCCCAAGGCAUGGAUGAAUAUGUAAGCGAUGUUUAUGGACAAGUUUUAUUCCAUGAAAAGCUAUCGAAAAGAUCAAUUGAUACUCGAUCACUUCCAGCAAAAGAUCCAGGUAGCACCCAUGGUCGGCACCAUGCAUCUUCUGCGUGGAAAGUUGGCAGCAGAAAGUCGUCAAAGUCCGUAACAUUCACAUCAGGAGUUGCUUAUGAAGAACGUCAAGAACUCCAUAAUGUGGAAACUGAUCCAUCUGGAAUGUUGGUCGAGACUCCACGUGAAGCAGACGAGGAAAGCGUAUUAAUGAAGUCGAUAAGCGCAAAGGUUCUGCGUCCCCGACCAGAAAACUCAGAUUUGUGGCUUGCAUUCCUCGUCGAGAACAAACUAUUGCAAACUAGCGAUACCGAGAGUCAUGUUUCUGAACCACUCCGGCGAGAAACAAAAGUAGAUGAUCAGCAGUUUUUAAUUAAACAACUAGAAAACUAUAAAGAGUUGCCGUCGGAAACUUUUACAACAAAUAUAAGAGAUGAUUAUGAAGAAAUACAUCAUAACUGUCCAGGGCUAUUUUGGGAUACUGUCUCCAUGGACAAUCAAAACGAAGCAUUCAAAAAAUUAAAAAACAUUAUAAAAAACAUAGUCCAUUCCCAGAAGGACUUAAAACCGAUGUUUGAUAUAGACUUUGCCAAUAUGGACCAUCCCAUAAUAAAAAAGAAACUUGCAAGCAUUUGUAGCGAAAUAGCACCACAGAGAUUGUUUUACUAAAUAAAGUGGUUAUAAAUGAAA